ACCAGUGUGACGUUAAAGUUCUUUCAAGUGAUAGUCGCAUUUCGUCAUCCUCUUUUGUCUGACAGGCAUCAUCGAGCUGAAAUGAAAUUACAAAUUUAUUAUUAAAUAAACACCAACACAAUUUUGAAACGUGUUGACACAAAGAAACAUGAGGACAUUUAGUGUCAGUGUAGUAUUUUUAGCCGUACUUAUUGUUCAAACGAUAGGAGCGGACAAUAAGGAGUUGGAGGAUGUGGAGAAAUUCAUUCAACAGGAAAUUGACAAGGAUCAUGUCCCCGUAAAACGAUCAAGUAUGCAAACAGAAGUCACUGGCAAACCAGACAAAAUAUCUGUGACCAUAUCCAAAGAGUAUAAAGUUCAAACUCCCGAUGGCAAGACGGAAUUUAUUAGCAUUCCAGAUACUGAUGGAGGGCUAAAGUCAAGAAUGAGUCCUGUAGUGAAUGAGAAAGAGUUGAAUAAACAAGAGAUAAAUACUGCUACUCCAAAAUCAACGGUCGACUAUAAAAUUUUAAAAGCCACAGAUUUGACAUUUGCCUAUGAGUCUGUCAGACCCACGCAGCAUCAACCAGUGUCGAUUGCAAGCUUUCCAGUGCAACAGGCCCCCAGAUCCUUUGUUCCCGUUCCCCGCAGUUAUAAACGCAAGUCAAUGGAUGGCUGGAUGCCAAUGUUCGGUUCCUACAUCGGACCACACCAAAGGGGGUUAGCCCAACAGUACAAGGACUUUUACGCUAAAAAUCAGUUUUCCAAAGGGGCGUAUUACUCUCCGUAUAAAGAUGCGUUGCAUGCUGAAAGUUCCAACGUGCCUCAAGUGGCAACAGAUAAUACGGGAAUUAAAAUCCAAAAAGCCAUCCCACAGCUCAACUUUUUCACCCAGGGCGAAGUUGUGGAGGGCGAAGCUGGUUCAAACAUAAGAACCCCAAGCGUGAGCCAAAUUCAGGCAUAUGGCGCUACCCCACAAAUUAGUGCCUUGCUUCGCGAAAGGUUCCGAGGAAUCAACAAUCAACAAGGAGUGUUUCCAAAAGGAGGAUUAGCUCUGCGAUCUCUCGCACAAGCGGUUAGAAAUGGUGCAUUUUCACUAGAAAACGAUGUAAUCCCUUCUUCUGAAAAGCCCCAAGAGGUGGAAAUUGCAAUUCCACACCGAUUCAAAAUGAGGAAACCACAAGUCUUCGGGGGGUACUCUACAGUAAAUAUGCAAGGCAAUACUCAGGCCACGGCUGCUUCAAUCACGGACUCGACCCAAUUGGCUUAUGGGGUCCCAGGUAAACAACCCGGAGCAGCCUACGGAGGAGUACAACCUGCUCUUCGAGAUGAUUAUGGGGAUGGGGUCAAGUAUGCAUUGAAGGGGCCCAUUCAAAUUAUGCAAACCCUACCAGAUCCAGGAUAUGGGGUUCCUGCGGGAGGAAAUAGUUUGAACGAGUUGGCUGCUGAUUUGGAACAACGCUUAAGACAACUGGUCCAACAAGAGGUCCUCAUGCAGACAAUGCUCCAGCAACAACAGCAUCAUCAUCAUCAGCAACAAUCUCAGUACGGAGUCCCCGAAGUCGUAGCUCCCAUUCAACAGCAUCCAUUUUCCAAUUAUGGCGUUGCACCACCACUGCCGCCACCACAUACGCAACAAGAGUACGGAGUUCCUGGAGAACAACCUGGAGCGCCCUUGGAUUCAUACGGUCCUGGAAAUGAUGAUGUUCACCCAGUUCCAGAGUAUGGACCCCCAAUUGACGACGAUCAACAUCAUCACCACCACCAUGUAGAACAUCACCCAGAAAAACCGAAAAAACCUUUCACUCUGAAUCUUGGCUUCGAUACAGGUUUUUGGGGGGACCCUCAUGCACACAUUGAGGUCGAUGGGGGUGACGAAGUUCCAGAACAUCAUGAUCACAUACAUGAGCAUGAACAUAUUGAACAUGAUCAUCAUCAUGAGGGUCCAACGCUUAAAGAUGAAGUGAAAGAGAGGCUCGUCAUCUUGGGGCAAAAUCUUUUUCACUCUGCUUUAGAAUUCUCCAGACACUACAACCCAAUCACAUUUUUGGAGAAAGUGAAAGAAUUUCCUCCAAUUAGAUUCGAAGUUUACGAUGUUCCCAAGAAAGGCAAAGGACAUAAGAAGGGUAAGAGACACGGAAGGCGUCAUAAGAAAGGACGAGGAAAGCGACACCGUCAUUAAUUCAAUUAAUACUUUUAUUGAUUUAAUUUUUCGUUUUUGAUUUAUUCAAAAAGAUUAAAGUUAGAAAACCGAAUGCAAGGACUGAAAUUUUUUAUUCGUAUGUUAUAUUUAUAUGAAGUUUACAAUGAAUACGAGUAAAACUACAGAUUUCUAUGAUUUAUUAUCAAAUAUGUGCAUUUUUUGUGAAUUUACUUGUGUAUGCAUUUUCCCAAUCAUCAUAACAUCAUCAUCAACGAUACUUUCGAAUUCGAUGUAUGUACAUAAGUUAUCACUGAUAACGUAUUCAUGCAAUGUAUCAGUGAUUCCUGCAUGAUCGGAAACAAAAACAUCACAAAAUAUAGUUUAAACAGAACAUAAGAAACUAAAUCCUGCGCUUUAGAACACUUCAUUCUAUUGCCCAACUUUUCCAAUGCAAAAUGUUAACAUUUUUUAGAAAUAUCCAAAUAUUUCGAUUCAAGCGCAAAUUUUCUAUUAUUUUAAUGCACAAACUGCUUUUACGCAUAUAAAUACAAGUAAAAGAAAUAGGACUCCAUAGCGUUAAAUUGCUUCGGAUUCAAGAUAAAUCUCUGCAAACUUGGUUACAUUCAGUGUCGAGGGGAGUAAUUUGAGUGGAUGAAGGUGCGAUGCAGUGGCCAAAUUGAGAUCAUACUUCAAAGGAUCAUUUCUUUAGUAUGAAUGCUCAAACCCUUAGCCAACUCGGCGAAGGAACAAACCACGAGGAUGAGACGAAAGCUUCCUCCCCUGAGCGUGAGACGGGCUCAAGUUGACCUCAGGGUCGAUUCGAGUCCACGAUGACCGUUCAGCCUUCUUUUCGGAGGAGGCCGAGGGGGUCGAAGCAGUCUGAGUGGU
Folsomia candida is the source of this 3010-nucleotide messenger RNA. RefSeq lists its product as uncharacterized. Bases 149 to 2161 code for a protein of 670 amino acids. The record is from RefSeq and is a predicted model, not a curated record. The transcript has 4 exons. NCBI's taxonomy places the organism in Eukaryota, Metazoa, Arthropoda, Collembola, Entomobryomorpha, Isotomidae.